GUUCGUCCCUAAACUUGGAACCCGCUCAUUCACAAGUUACUGCAAUUUUUUGGAUUUUCAAGAUUCGACGAAAAUGGAUGCGGCAAUGGGAUUGAUGCGGAGGAUUCCACCCAAGCAUUCGGAGGCCGCUCUAUCAGCACUGUUAAGCCUUUUGCCGCACCACUCCUCGGAUCUUCUCUCUCAAGUUGACCAGCCUCUGCAGGUUUUAUGCGAUCCAGAAAGCGCAAAGGAGUUCAUUUUGUGUGAGUAUAACAGAGAUGCAGACUCAUAUAGAUCUCCCUGGUCGAAUAAAUAUUAUCCCUCAAUAGACGACGGGCCUUAUCCAUCUCCAGAGUUGAGGAAACUUGAGAUUGAGGCAAACGACAUCUUUGCUAUCUAUCGUGACCAGUAUUAUGAAGGUGGCAUUUCGUCAGUGUACAUGUGGGAGGACGAAAAUGAAGGUUUCGUGGCUUGCUUCUUGAUUAAAAAAGAUGGAUCGAGGACUGCUGAUGGUAAAAGAGGAUGCCUGCAAGAAGGAUCAUGGGAUGCAAUACAUGUUAUCGAGGUGGGACCGGAGGAGGAAGAAACUGCUCAUUACUGCCUGACAAGUUCUGUGAUGCUUUCAUUAACUACAAAUGAUGAGUCCUCCGGCACCUUCAAUUUGUCUGGUUCAAUCAGAAGACAGAUGAGUAUGGAUCUCUCAGUUUCCGAUGGCCAUUUAUGUAAUAUGGGAAAAAUGAUAGAAGAAAUGGAGAGCAAGCUUCGAAACUCAUUGGAUCAGGUCUACUUUGGGAAGACAAAGGAAAUGGUCUGUACCUUACGACCGCCUUCUGAAAUCAUAGAAAUGAGACUUCCCGACAUCUGAAUAUAUGGCAUUCUUGAAACUCUGGAUUGGGUGUGUAAUCCUUCCUCUCAUCAUUACUUAUUUUACUUCCUCUGUUGUGUGUAGUUGGGGCGGCGUGGCAUUGGCUGUUGAAUUUUAGGGUAUUACAAACCAUUAUUAUACUUCUUCCGGAACUCUUGCGUCGAUGUUGUUCUUAUGUGAGCGUAUGUAAAAUGUCACCUCUUUCAUUGACGAUAGAAAUGCAUAGAACUAUUCAAAA
This is a messenger RNA of Andrographis paniculata, 1082 nucleotides long. RefSeq names its product probable F-actin-capping protein subunit beta. The transcript is spliced from 8 exons. Gene Ontology annotation, biological process: cell morphogenesis; barbed-end actin filament capping; actin cytoskeleton organization. Gene Ontology annotation, molecular function: actin filament binding. The record is from RefSeq and is a predicted model, not a curated record. NCBI's taxonomy places the organism in Eukaryota, Viridiplantae, Streptophyta, Magnoliopsida, Lamiales, Acanthaceae. Gene Ontology annotation, cellular component: F-actin capping protein complex; cytoplasm. Bases 74 to 844 code for a protein of 256 amino acids.